Erythranthe guttata (spotted monkey flower) is the source of this 1832-nucleotide messenger RNA. RefSeq names its product Myb/SANT-like DNA-binding domain protein. NCBI's taxonomy places the organism in Eukaryota, Viridiplantae, Streptophyta, Magnoliopsida, Lamiales, Phrymaceae. The record is from RefSeq and is a predicted model, not a curated record.
AAAAAGCCCAGUGGGCUAUUAUUAUAUACAAAGUGCAUAUCCCCCAAAUCAGAGUAGAAAAACCGGGUUAUCCCUAAUUUGAAAACCUUGUUCUUGUCCUGGAAAACCAUAUCCACGUUUUCAUUGAGAUUUACUGCUCUGACACUAUUCCAGUUUAUUGAUUCAAAAGUGAAUAAUGGGAGUUGAAGUGCGGAGCAGUAAUUAUCGACUGAGGACGAUUUGGACACCGGAAAUGGAUCGAUACUUUGUGGACCUGAUGUUGGAGCAAGUUGACAGAGGAAGAAGUAGAGAUGAUCAUUUGUUCAGCAAAAGGGGAUGGAAUCAUAUGUCUGCAAUGUUUAAUUCCAAAUUCAAUUCCAAUUACGAAACCGAUGUCCUCAAAAACCGGCACAAGAUGCUUAGAAACCUCUUCAGGGCAAUUAGGAAUCUCCUCGCGCAGAAAGGCUUUUCUUGGGACGAAUCUCGACAAAUGGUCACAGCUGAUAACCGAGUUUGGGAUGACUAUAUUCAGGGGCAUCCGGAUGCACGACCGUACAGAACGAAAACAGUUCCAUAUUACUCCGAUCUAUUUGAAAUAUAUGGAGCCUCGGGCUCGGGAAGUAAGAGCUCAAUUCCUAAGCAAAAAGCCGAUUGCAGUGGGAAUACGGUACAAUGUGAUGGUAUUGUCGGCUUUUUAGAAGAUACGCAAGUCGUUGAUACAAGUGUGAACUACGGUACACCUAGUAGCAAUAUGAUUGGAUCAAUUCGCGCAAGUGAGAUGGCUAACGAGCCUCUUCACGAUAUAACAAUUGACGAAGACUACGAUGUGUCGGUGGCAAAAGGAAUGGUCGAUGAAACAGCGUAUCAGUUUCUGUCUGAUAUUGGGUCAACUAUAGGUACUCGUACUAGGAGGACUUAUUGGCAGCCGCCUAUGGACCGUUACUUUGUCACUCUUUUGUUGGAACAAGUGAACAAAGGUAACCAUGUUGAUGGUUUGCUUAGAAAACAUGCUUGGAGAGAGAUGAUUUCGUCGUUUAAUGAUAAUUUUGAAUUUAGUUAUGGUGUCGAUAUUUUGAAGAAUCGAUUUAAAACUCUUAGAACGCAGCAUAAUGUGAUAAAUAAUCUUCUGAAGAUGGAUGGAUUUGCUUGGGACGAUGCUCGCCAAAUGCUCGUUGCUGAUGAUCCUAUCUGGCAAAAUCAUAUCAAGGCUCAUGCAGAAGCUAGACAAUACAUGACCAGACCUGUUCCGUACUUCAAAGAUUUGUGUUUGAUAUUCAGAGAAUUGAAUGACGAUGACAACGAGAAAAACUUAGAGAAUCUUGCAGUCGAUCAAUCUCCAUCUGCAUCAGUGUCCAGUUACGAGGGGAGAGAAUCUACACAUCAAGAUUGUGACAUAAUUAUAGCGGCUAAUCCAGUGACAAAGCGACGCCUGGAAACCCCACCAUUCACGGGAUCUUCCAAAAAAUCUCGGAGCGAAGAUGAAGGUGUGAAGGCAGUUCCUGUAGAACUUGUAAUAGCGUCGAUUCAAGCCUUACCCGAUAUGGAUGAAGACCUUGUUUUGGAUGCUUGUGAUCUCCUCGAGGAUGACAAGAAAGCUAAAACAUUUUUGGCAUUAGACGUGAAGUUGCGAAAGAAGUGGUUAAUAAGGAAGAUCCGUCCUUCGCAAUGACAUAAUAGCUCGAUUUUGGUACUUUUUUUUUUUAAAUAAAUUUAAUUUAAUUUUGUAGUGGCUAUCAACUGAGCAAGGAAACCAGAAAGCUUCAGGUGAAGAAUAAUUAUUUAGACUUCCACUAAAAUAAUUCCCUAUUUUUUGUUUUUGCCCCAAUUUGAGAAUUUGAGUGUUUUUUGCCCCA